AUGGCCGUCUCGGCCUACACCACGCUCGAGUCGCUGCUCGUGUUCCAGUGCCUCAAGAACUAUGGCGUGACCCCGGCCGCCUUCAGCCGCACGUCGGAGCUGCUGCAGGCCAACCCGGACGUCACCGCCCACAAGUUCUUCCAGCGCGGCCGCCUGAGCCCCGACGCCCUGCGCAGCUUCUACCUGGAGCGCCUGCGCCGCGAGAUCGAGCUCGAGCUGGAGCCGCCGCCCGACAGUCCGCAUGGCGACAACCCGCGCAAGCGCAAGGCCGCCGCGCCCGUGCUGCCCAGCGUGCAGGAGUCGCUGCAGUACAAGCACCUGAUGCCGCGCCUGGUCGAGAAGCUGUACGCCACCUACCGCCGCGAGCUCGUCGACCAGAUCCGCGCCGAGGAGGCCCGCUUCGAGCGUCUGCAGCGCGAGGUCGGGGACAUUGAGCGCGGCGACUGGGACGAGCAGCUGCGCGACCGCGCCCGCGCACAGCCGUCGGAGCGCAGCCCCAGCGUGCCCAAGAAGUCGCCCCGCGUCGCCCAGAGCCCGUUGCCCGCGUCCGCGCCCGCGAAGGGUCCUGACGGCCAGGACGCCCCGUCGCCAGCCGUGCCCAAGACGUCGCCCCGGAAGAAGAAGGACCGCCCGACGCCGCGUGCAGCCCAGCCCAUUGCUGCGUCGCCCGGUCCGCCGAGCCAGGCCCCGCCGCCCUUCCAGCCGCCCCCGCCAAACGCCGCGUACAACGGCCCGCCGUACCCUGCGCUCUCGCCCUUCCCGCCCGGCCAGCAGCCGCUGCAGCCCAGCCCGCAGCAGACCCAUGCGCGUCCACACCCCCAGUCGCCCGUAGGCCCGCAGUACCAGCCCCAGAUACAGCCCUAUGGAGCCAACGGCGUGCCCCCGUAUGGCCCGCCAGGUCCCCCGCCGUUCUCUCCCAGCCAGCGCUUUGCCCAGCCAGUGCCAGGGCCGCAUUCGCCGAGCGUGCACCCGCCGCAGCAGAAGGGCUUCUUCCCACAUCCUGCCCCUCCACAGCACGCAAGCCAGCCACCCCCGCCCCAGGCCGGCUUCAUGCUGCCACCGUUCCAGGUCUCGCCUCAGGAUCCCUCCCGCGUCCACCACCCUCCCCCGUCGACGCCGCAGUAUCCACAGGUCUCCACGCCCAUCAACAAGCGGUCGGCCUCUCAGCAUCAGCACACCCCUGGCGCCAAACCUGGUGCGCCCACGCAUCCGCUCGUCACUCAAGCUCGACAGCCGCUCUCAACUCCUCUCAGCAACCGAUCGCCGCAGAGCGCCUUGAGCACGCCGCAGUCAGCGAAGAGUCUUUGGAAGCCACGCCUUCUCGCCACUCCUGCGGUCGCAGCCGGAACACCACGUCCUGUGCCGGAGCCUCUUGACGACGUUCCGCCGAUGCCCGCCUCGAAACCAAGCCCGACCAAGACCAAAGUGCAACGGAAACCGCGAGGAAGAGGCAAGGCGAAGGAGAAGGAGACAGAAAAGACAGAGGAGAAGACCGCGCUGGACGUGGACGUGCAACCAGAAACACCACUACCGACUGGUUCAUUGGAAGUACCGGCGCCUGACUCUGCAACGCGGCAAGGCCGGUCACGACGCACAGCAACUGCAAAGCGCGGGAGACCCGGCAGCGUCGCUUCUUCGCGAGCAGGCGGCUCGGUUCGAGGUCGCAGCAGGAGUCGAUCCGUCCUAUCUCACACAGAGACAAUAGCCGACACCGACUCCCAAGCCGGCCACAAAAUCAAGACCGAGCGCCGAGGCUCCCUGACCGACGGCAUGGACGAGGAGCCCAUCAACACGCCCUCGCAAAUGACCACACGGCGCCGCGGCGCCGCCCCUGCAACCACCCACUCCGCACGUCGCAAACGCACCGCCCGCGAAGCCUCCCUCGCCGAGUCCGACGACCCCGGCACCCCCAGCCCGAACCGUACCGUCGUCGCCUACCGCAACUUCCACCGCAUCUGCCAGACCAUCCUCGACGAGAUCACCUCGCACAAACACGCCUCCAUCUUCGCCCACGCCGUCAAGCUCAAAGACGCAGAGGGCUACUACGACCUGAUCAAGCGCCCCACCGACCUCUCCACAAUCAAAAAAGCCCUCUCCACAGGCGCCAAACACGUCACCGCCAGCGCCUCCGACACCCCGCUCGGCAGCCCCGGCGGGCCCGGCGCCACCGUCGAGCUCCCCCUCGCCCCGGACCUCGUCCCGCCCCGCGCCAUUGUCAACCCCGCUCAGCUCGAGAAAGAACUCAUGCGCAUGUUUGUGAACGCGAUGAUGUUCAACCCGGGCGAUGCAGGUGUCGUCGAGGACGCGAGCGAGAUGUUCGAGUCCGUGCAGCGCAGCGUGAGUACCUGGCGCAACGUGCAUGGGCGCGGGGGCGGGCGCGAUGGCGGGGAGGGGACGCCGGUGGACGGCGAGGAGGAGGUGGGGAGUAAGCGGCGGAAGGUGUAG
Messenger RNA from Boeremia exigua, 2445 nucleotides. Its product is annotated as Bromodomain-containing protein. Gene Ontology annotation, cellular component: NuA4 histone acetyltransferase complex. Bases 1 to 2445 code for a protein of 814 amino acids. Gene Ontology annotation, molecular function: protein binding. NCBI's taxonomy places the organism in Eukaryota, Fungi, Ascomycota, Dothideomycetes, Pleosporales, Didymellaceae. The record is from RefSeq and is a predicted model, not a curated record. The transcript has 2 exons.